Messenger RNA from Drosophila innubila, 1200 nucleotides. Its product is annotated as GATA zinc finger domain-containing protein 10-like. The record is from RefSeq and is a predicted model, not a curated record. The transcript is spliced from 3 exons. The annotation marks the transcript as partial. Lineage: Eukaryota; Metazoa; Arthropoda; Insecta; Diptera; Drosophilidae.
AUGGCAACCGAAACCUUUCUGGACUUGGCUUACGAACGGUCUAAAUCAACGAAACGUCCUUUAAGACCAAAGCUACUCAAACUAACGGAUGUGGCUACACCACAUCGAAGUCGCAAGAAAACGAAAGUUAAGUCGAAAGACCGCUCAGCUAAUGUGAGAGAUCGCAUCUAUGAUGAUCCGGCUUACACAGAGGACAUUAGUCACCUGGCGAAUCCUUUGCGACGCAGCAGCAUUUCCGGCAAGUCAUCGGGGGAUUACAAGCUCAGCUCGGAGCCGAUUCCCACCAGCAGCAGCUCGUUGGGUAAACGCAGUCAGUUGACCAAGGAUUUUCUCAAAUAUGCCGUCAACAAACCCCUUAAGGCCAACAACAACAAUAGCUCAAAUAGCAACAACAUCAUUGGAGCUGCUGGCAUGGACUAUGAUUUCGAAUCGAGCAGCUCGGAUAAUGAGCCCCCAGAGCCAAUCAAAGAUGGUAGCAUCUCAAGGCGUGUUCUCAGUCUGGAGAGAAGCUUGGCUGCUGCAUCCGAGAAGCACGAGAAGAAGACAUCGACUCAGAGGGAAUCAACACAGAAGCGCAGCUCGAAGCAGAAACGCAAUCUAAGUCUGGACAACAGCCGAAAAGGAGCACAAAGCAAACAAAGCUACGAAUUGAGUGAGACGAGGAGUCGCAAGGAACGCAACAAUCGCAAGCAAUAUCUGGAGACGGAACAACAGGAUGACCUGUACUCCGUGCGCAGCUCGGCACAAAAUUCGGCAGCAACAAUGCCCGUGGAAUCGGCCACAAAGCUGCCAAUUGGCAGACGUUUUCUACGUGGCGAAAUUGGUAUUAAAAGCUUUAACUAUUAUCUGCUGAAAGAGGGCUUAAAGAGCAACAAGAAGCUGGAUAAGCAGCGCAGUGCUGGUGAUGCGCCAAGCAGCAAUGGUAAAGGCAACAAGAGCAACAGCAACAAUAGCAAUAUGAAGAAAUUGCAUACGCGCAGUGAGGAGAAUAUUUAUGAGGAGAUUUUCUUCAAGGAGUUGCCAGUGAAACAGGAAAGCAGUCUGUCAAUAGGAGCAGCAGCGGCAGCAACAACUGUUGUUGUUGAUGAAGAGCAGCAACAGCAGCAGCAGCAACAACAACAGCAAUGCCUGCCGGAUGCGGGCGUCUAUGCGGAUUGUGAGCUGUGCAUGCAACAAUGCAGCAAGGAGAAUUGCAAGUAU